AUGGAUAUUACUGCUAUUGGAACAGCGGGUACUUUGCAUCUCAAUGACUUCAUAGUUCCUUUUGGAGAGAAGGAAGCCUCGUUCACAACAUCUUCGAAAUCCGAGUUCACUGACCUUGUGACAGCUUGGGUACCUGCGCCAAGCCGGCACACGGUUACCACAGAUCUCCCCCAGGAAGCUUGCAUGGUGACAGAAUUUGCCCGCUUGGUUGGAAAUAUCAAGGCAAAUGGUGCAAAACCCGAUCCGAAGUGGCCAACUAUCAGUAGGAAGACUCAACUUAUACUAGAUGCCGUCAAGACAUCAAUUUCCGAAGGAUUAAAGCCUGUUGAGAUUGCAGCUCAGAAGAAGCAUGAGAAGGCUGUUGGGCUUGAUGUUGGAAAGUUUGACAAGAUUUUGGAAGCAGGUCGAAGGUUAAUGAAGUGCGAAUUGUGGAUGGGAAGGGCUAACGUGGAAACAUAA
Dovyalis caffra is the source of this 459-nucleotide messenger RNA. The record is from the annotation of a GenBank genome assembly. NCBI's taxonomy places the organism in Eukaryota, Viridiplantae, Streptophyta, Magnoliopsida, Malpighiales, Salicaceae.